Gadus morhua (Atlantic cod) is the source of this 1575-nucleotide messenger RNA. RefSeq lists its product as uncharacterized. The coding region runs from base 615 to 1463 and encodes 282 amino acids. The record is from RefSeq and is a predicted model, not a curated record. The transcript is spliced from 2 exons. Lineage: Eukaryota; Metazoa; Chordata; Actinopteri; Gadiformes; Gadidae.
UGCUGGACUGUUUUCAGCCGUCUGUUUCUUUACUGAAGCCGCCGGCUCUGGUUGUGUCAGGGCACAAGUGGAUCGGUGGUGAACUACUUGGGGAGUCACCUUUUCCUUGUGUAGUCCGAAAUGUAAAUAAUCUGGUUCACCACAUAGUGCACUACUUUAUACCCAUAAUGCACCAUAAAAUAGCCAUAACCUUUCUCCUUCUCAUCACCCUGGAGUCUUGGGCCUUUGGGUCAUUUGGCUAGCAUAGGGGUUCCACACAAUAUCAAUGGUAAAAGGUGGUUACUAUGGAUUAAAUCUUAAUUGUUGAAAUUGAAUAUGUUAUUAAGAAUCUGUUUGCUAAGGUUCUAGACACUAGUGUACUAUGUGAUUGGUCACACCAUCAGAGGACUGUUUGUGGUGUACAGGCAGAAUAAGUGAUUCUUUGUCUGAUUCACAACGGCACUAUCCAACCAAAUGGGAAAGAUAAAUAAGUUCACACAACAUUUUUGCGUUUCCAGAGACAGAUUUAAAAGUUUUGGGCUAAUCCUAAACCUUUGUUGUUGGGGAUCAGCCGUGAACUGUUGUGCCCACAGACUCCUCCCCAGACCAUAGCACAGGCUGUCCUCUACAGUCUGAUGCUGGUUCUGUUUCCUCAGACCAUAGUACAGGCUGUCCUCUACAGUCUGGUGCUGGUUCUGUCUCCUCAGACCAUAGUACAGGCUCUCCUCUACAGUCUGGUGCUGGUUCUGUUUCCUCAGACCAUAGUACAGGCUGUCCUCUACAGUCUGAUGCUGGUUCUGUUUCCUCAGACCAUAGUACAGGCUGUCCUCUACAGUCUGAUGCUGGUUCUGUUUCCUCAGACCAUAGUACAGGCUCUCCUCUACUGUCUGGUGCUGGUUCUGUUUCCUCAGACCAUAGUACAGGCUCUCCUCUACUGUCUGGUGCUGGUUCUGUUUCCUCAGACCAUAGUACAGGCUCUCCUCUACAGUCUGAUGCCGGUUCUGGUUCCUCAGACCAUAGUACAGGCUGUCCUCUACAGUCUGGUGCUGGUUCUGUCUCCUCAGACCAUAGUACAGGCUCUCCUCUACUGUCUGAUGCUGGUUUUGUCUCCUCAGACCAUAGUACAGGCUCUCCUCUACUGUCUGAUGCUGGUUCUGUCUCCUCAGACCAUAGUACAGGCUGUCCUCUACAGUCUGGUGCUGGUUCUGUCUCCUCAGACCAUAGUACAGGCUCUCCUCUACUGUCUGAUGCUGGUUCUGUCUCCUCAGACCAUAGUACAGGCUCUCCUCUACAGUCUGGUGCUGGUUCUGUCUCCUCAGACCAUAGUACAGGCUCUCCUCUACAGUCUGAUGCUGGUUCUGUCUCCUCAGACCAUAGUACAGGCUCUCCUCUACAGUCUGAUGCUGGUUCUGUCUCCUCAGACCAUAGUACAGGCUCUCCUCUACAGUCUGAUGGGCGGGUGGGUUCGACUACAUGCCUGCUAACCGACAUUCCCAGCCCUGCUGCAGCCCCAGAGCGAGACCUCUUGUUCUCUGUUAGUCUCUCCAGCGCUUUCCGCAUUCUCCGCCUCAAUCUAUGCUUCCCCCCCCCCCCCCC